This is a messenger RNA of Ceratosolen solmsi marchali, 1738 nucleotides long. RefSeq names its product KH domain-containing, RNA-binding, signal transduction-associated protein 2. Gene Ontology annotation, biological process: regulation of alternative mRNA splicing, via spliceosome. Gene Ontology annotation, molecular function: mRNA binding. The transcript has 10 exons. Gene Ontology annotation, cellular component: nucleus. Bases 204 to 1538 code for a protein of 444 amino acids. The record is from RefSeq and is a predicted model, not a curated record. Lineage: Eukaryota; Metazoa; Arthropoda; Insecta; Hymenoptera; Agaonidae.
UUUCUCUAUCACUGUUGUGAUGCUUUAGCCUUAAUCAAAUUUGUAUAGCGCCAUUUCUGAUUCUCGUUUUCAUCUACGCUACCUUUUAAUAUAAAAUAUAAUUUUUUUCUAUAAUCAAGGAUAUAUAACCGUUGAAAAAUAAAACAUUAGAAUCUAGUCAAGAGUUUCAUAGAAAAAGAAACUACACGAUUGUAUUGUUGGAAAUGGCGGACAGAUCAAGCAAUGGAAUAAUUAAACAAGAGGUUGAUAAUCGGUCAUCUGCUGAAAAGGAUGAAGAAAAACAACAAACAGACAAAGCCAAUGAAUAUGUUCGUGAGCUUAUGCUGGAGAAGCUUGAGGUCAAUACACAGAAAACACCUAAUGCUGCUCGACUUCUUGAUCAAGAAAUUCAAAAAACCCAAACCAGUGGAAAGCCGAGUAAAGAUCAGAAGUAUGUAGAUAUCUAUCGAGAAAAGCCGAUUCGUGUAUCCGUUAAAGUGUUGGUUCCUAUACGUGAACAUCCAAAGGGCAUUCACCAAGGUUGGUGGCAUAUUUAUUAUAGUGUAUCCGUCGAAACAACGUGGAUGGCGAUAUAUGGUUACUUUGAAAAUGAACUAAUACCACUUGGACCAUUUCAGUUCAAUUUUGUUGGUAAGCUGUUAGGUCCAAAAGGGAAUUCCAUGAAGCGCCUUCAAGAGGAAACAAUGUGCAAGAUGGCUGUUUUAGGAAGGGGAUCUAUGAAGGAUAGACAAAAGGAGGAUGAACUUCGUAAAUCUUUGGAUCCAAAAUACUCUCACUUGUCCGAUGAUUUACAUGUUGAAAUUACGGCAUUAGCACCACCUGCUGAGGCCCACGCGCGUAUUGCUUUCGCCCUUGCAGAAGUGCGUAAAUAUCUCAUACCAGAUAACAAUGACAACAUUCGACAAGAGCAGAUGCGGGAAAUGGAGUUAACUGUAGAUGAGCCUGUAGAUGACAGGCGUCCUAGUAAUCGCGGAGGUAUUCUUAGACCUGUUGUUAGACCGGGACCACCAGGACCACCUGGAAUGCGUGGUGUUGCUAGGCCAAUUCUUCCUCCGCCACCUCCAACUCGUGGACCAAUAACACGGCCAGUACCAGCAAAAACUAAAGUUUUUUCGAUCUUAGAUCGUGCUAGAGUAGCUAUGGAUCAAAGCUAUGGUAGAUAUGAUUCAGCACCACCAACUACUAGUCGUGCUUCUCAUCAUGAUUAUGAUUAUCAUGGCUCCUCGAGCAGUAGUCGAUAUAUUUCUAAUGAACGUCAUUAUUCAUCAUCUGUAAACGAUGAUAUGUACCCACUGCCGCCGUCUUCUAGGUAUGGAGGUGGUGGUGCUACCUACGAUUAUGAUGAUGAAUCUGGUCCCCAUGGCUCUUCUCAUGAUUACUAUGAUGCUCCGGAUUAUCCAGUGCAACGAUCAAUGAAAUUCGGUGAGGACUCAUCUAGCCGCGCAUGGAAGUCAUACAAGACAACAACUACCGGCACGGGGGGCUCGGGUGCAAGUGCGCGCUACCGCGCCACUCCUUACUCACGUCCUUCUAAGUAAAUCUAGCUUAGCCUUAUGUGGGACCCAAUUUAGGCACAAGCACGUGCGCGCAUAUAUACACAUGCAUAUAUGGACACGUUUGUAAGCAAAUAUAUCUAGUACUUUUCCGGGAAGCACUGCACUUUUUAUAAUUUGAAUUAUAAAUACUAUAACUACAUCGUCAACUUCGCUAUUCUAAAAAUAGUGAUACUCCCUUUUUA